AUGGUCGCCACGGGGGGCGUCGCCGGCGCCCGCCAGGUGUUCGACGGAAUGCCCGACAAGGCCGGCGUGCAGCCAGACAUAGUCUCCUGCAACGAGAUGCUCAAGGGGUACCUCAAGACAGGUGACCAUGCCGCGUUCGACCUGCUGCUCAAGGAGGUCACUGGCGGCAAGAGGCGGCUCAAGCCCAACGUCACCACCUACAAGCUCCGAAUGUCCGCCCUCUGCGCCAAGGGCAGGAGCUUCGAGGCCGAGGAGCUGCUGGACGUGCCCAGACUCAACGGGAAAGGUGUGUCGCCCAACUUCGAGACCUAUAUCAUGUUGAUCGAGGCGCUGGUCGAAAACAACGCGUUUGUCCCUGCCCUGGAGGUGUGCAAGGAGUGCCUGGCCAACAAGUGGGCGCCGCCGUUCGAGGCUGUCAAGGGUCUGAUCCAAGGGUUGGUGAAGAGCAGGAAGGUGAAGCAUGCCAAGGAGCUGGGCAUGGCGAUGAAGAAGGCCGCCAAGGGUGAUGCCAAGGAGGAGUGGGAGAAGGUUGAGGCGGACGCCUUCCAGCUCGCGCUCGCCGAGAUGAAAGCGUAA
Messenger RNA from Triticum turgidum subsp. durum (durum wheat), 576 nucleotides. Lineage: Eukaryota; Viridiplantae; Streptophyta; Magnoliopsida; Poales; Poaceae. The record is from the annotation of a GenBank genome assembly.